AUGUCUGCAGGUGCACGCCGCGCGUCAACAUUGUAUGCUCUGGUUUCUGCCCUUACUGGGCAUGUCGACAAUAUCACCUGCCUUGCAUUUGCUCCUCAAGGUGAUCUUCUGGCCAGCGGUGGAGAUGAUGGUAACAUUAUCUUAUGGGAUGUGUCUCUGGGAAAGAUAUUGCAUCGGAUCACCACCAGUCGUCCAAUUACCAGCCUUGCUUGGGAUCCAUCAGAAUGGAGAAGAAGACUCUUUGUGGGUGGCGCUGAUGGUUUAUUGGCUAUCAUGGAGAACUUCAAGGAACAAGAACCCGUUGACUCCAUUUUGACUGGUGUAAAAGCUCCUGUUUACGCCAUUACUAUUGAUCCAUACACUGGCCACGUGGCCAUUGCCCUUGGGUCUGAGGUACACGUUGCUAAAGAAUUAGAGAACUGUAGGGUAAUGGUCGCUGGCAGAAAGUACGCUACAUUUAAGAUCCUGCCAAUGCCUCUGGAACUACCUUCCUCUCAGAAGCCCAGUAAAACUUUGGAUAAUCGUAACUGUGGGAGGGAGUUGGUGGCCACCUACCUAAAUCACGGUGUUGUAUGCUGGCAUGUCGAGAAUGAUAGUAGUGUCCAGAGGUGGCAUAUCAGUCCGAUUCACGGUCAUCAAUUGAUCGGUCAUGCGGCGCUCUCUCCUGACGAGUCUUCGGUGUUGCUGUCUAACCUCAGUGAUGGCCUGGAUUUAUAUACAGUGGGACAGAACCACCCCCAACAGAGCUAUAAGUUUUCACACUCUGGAAAAGCCAAUGUGCCUGUGCAGGUCGCUUUCAUAGAACAUGGUCAGGCUGUGCUAAGUGGCUCCCCGGAUGGAAAUGUGCAUGUUUGGGAUUUAGCAUCAGCGGAAAGUCGCCAGGUCCUUGAGCAUGAUUAUUGUGUAGUGCAAGCUGUGGCAGCCUUUGACUGCUUUGAUUACUCUAUCAUUGCGACAGCUACUGCUUACGUGCCUGAUUCAAGCUCUAUCAACAUUAAGUUGUGGAGGUCAAAACGAUCAAUCUACUGGAUGCAUUAUGGCCACUAUGUCGCCUUCAAUCUGAAGGUGCAGUCACUGCUCCUAUGCUUCUAUCUUCCACCUCGUGCUUACUACAUUGCAUUGACAUGUAGCACCUGGCUAUUCGACACUUCUAACCGAUCGAUCAUUGAUGCGGGAAGCUCAGGCAUUAUUCUGGGUCUAUCAGUCGCCGACACCAUCUACCACAGCGUCUUGGCAUGGUGGGUUGACUUACCAUCUGCCCGUGAAUUAAUACUUCGGCUUGUGGAGACUUUGUAUACCUGGUUGAAGAACGUAGAUGAAUUACGAUCUCCAGACGUCUUAGAAGCCUAUGGGACUAGGACGCUUUCAUCCACCAUCACUACAGUACUAUCAUCCCCCCAGGAAAUGUUGCCUGCCUAUGAAGUACCUAAUUUUGUCGCCAAUGUGCCCGGGUUGUAG
Molecule: messenger RNA, 1458 nt
Organism: Suillus plorans
Lineage: Eukaryota; Fungi; Basidiomycota; Agaricomycetes; Boletales; Suillaceae
Product: WD40-repeat-containing domain protein
Exons: 12
Coding region: 1-1458 (485 amino acids)
Molecular function (GO): protein binding
Source: RefSeq, a predicted model, not a curated record